CCGCCCCCGCCAGGCGUGUGUGUGUCCUGUGUGUUUGGGGCCCGCGCGGGUUGCGCGCCCUCUGCUCCGGAGCCCGCUGCCCCGCGUCCUGACUGCUGCCCUGCAUCCCUCGCCUGGCCAGGCGUCGAGAGCCAACAUGGGCCAGGAAGAGGAGCUGCUGAGGAUCGCCAAAAAGCUGGAGAAGAUGGUGGCCAGGAAGAACACGGAAGGGGCCCUUGACCUUCUGAAGAAGCUGAACAGCUGUCAGAUGUCCAUCCAGCUGCUGCAGACGACCAGGAUUGGAGUUGCCGUCAACGGGGUUCGCAAGCACUGCUCAGACAGGGAGGUGGUGUCCUUGGCCAAGGUCCUCAUCAAAAACUGGAAGCGAUUGCUGGACUCCCCAGGACAUCCCAAAGGGGAAAAAGGAGAGGAAAGAGAGAAAGCCAAGAAGAAAGAGAAAGACCUCGACUGUUCAGAUUGGAAGCCCGAAGCAGGCCUUUCUCCCCCAAAAAAGAAAAGAGGAGAAGAGCCCCCAAACAGGAGAGACUCUGUGGACUCCAAGUCUUCCACCACCUCCUCUCCAAAAAGGCCUGCGAUGGAAAGAUCAAACAGCAGCAGAUCAAGAGCAGAGACCCCCAAAACACCCAGCAGCCCCUCCACUCCCACGUUUGCCCCCUCCGUCUGCCUCCUGGCGCCCUGCUAUCUCACAGGGGACUCUGUCCGGGACAAGUGUGUGGAGAUGCUGUCAGCGGCCCUGAGGGCAGAAGAUGAUUACAAGGAUUAUGGAGUCAACUGCGACAAGAUGGCUUCAGAAAUUGAAGAUCAUAUCUACCAGGAGCUCAAGAGCACAGACAUGAAAUACCGGAACCGCGUGCGCAGCCGCAUCAGCAACCUUAAGGACCCCAGGAACCCUGGCUUGAGGCGGAAUGUGCUCAGCGGGGCCAUUUCCGCUGGACUCAUAGCCAAGAUGACAGCAGAGGAAAUGGCCAGUGACGAGCUGAAGGAGUUGAGGAACGCCAUGACCCAGGAGGCCAUCCGGGAGCACCAGAUGGCCAAGACCGGCGGCACCACCACCGAUCUCUUCCAGUGCAGCAAAUGCAAGAAGAAGAACUGCACCUAUAACCAGGUGCAAACGCGCAGUGCCGACGAGCCCAUGACCACCUUCGUCCUGUGCAAUGAAUGCGGGAAUCGCUGGAAGUUCUGCUGACAGGACCGCCAGCCAGGACCGCAGCAUCCAAGGGCAAGGAACAGAGAGGGCGAGCUGAGCCACCGAACUGGAGAAAAAUAAAAGUUAAAAUGAAGAAAAAUACUGAACUCUGAAUGAGAUAGUAGGGAUCAGAGGGAGAAUUCUUACACAAACUGGUGAUCAGUUAUUAAUAAUAAAUGGAUAACGGGGGAGCCUAGUUGGGGUUCAGUGCUGAGAAUCUGUGGACAGACCUCCUGUGCCAAGCCGGAGCCUCAGAACUGAGGGGUCGUGUCUCUCACAGUGGGCAGCAGACCUUUGCUUUCACCCUUCCCCGCCCCCGUCUGAAUCACAGCCUUUUUUGGAUUGAAAAAUACCAGAGGAGGCCGAAUGGGGUGGCACAUGCCUAUCAUCCCAGCAACUUGGGAGGCCAAGACAGGAGGAUCGUGAGUUUGAGGCCAGCCUCAGCAAUUUGGUGAGGCUCUGUUUCAAAAUAAAAAAUAAAAAGGCUGGGGGUGUAGCUAGGUGUUAGAGCACCCCUGGGUUCAAUCCCCAGUACCACAGAAAAACAAAAACAAAUAAAAAACAGAUCAACAUGAAUGCUCCCCCACCCCAGAGCCACACUUGGGGCGUAGCCAACCCGUGGUUUGACUCAGGGAGAUAUGACUCCCACACCAGGCAGGAGCAUCUCGACUCCCUCUCCUCUCUUCCCAAACUCCCUGCUAUUCCCUGUUCACAGCUGGUUAUAGGGGACCUUUGAGGACCCCAGACCAGGUCCCUCUAGGUGGAGAACGGCUCCUCUAGAGGCAGUGCCCGGACUUUCACAAUCCUUGGAGGCCCUGAGCCUUGGAACCUGCCCAGGCCCUAGCACUGUGCUCCACCCGGCUCCAUCUGUGGCCCCAACUUCAGAGGAAGUCAGCAGACCCCAGGGGCCUUGUCAUGCUUCUCCCUUGAGGACAUCAGCUUGCUUCUCAUGCUGAUAAGAACUCUAGGCAAAGCUGGAAACUUCUGGAAAAGUCCUUGGGAGCAGAUCUGUUGUUGAGCCUUAUGGGUCUCAGUCUCUGUCCCUGGCCUUCCAUCAGCCCCAGGCUGAGCUGCCUUUACCUAAAAUGGACAAUGUGCUUGAGCCCAUGUACUCCGGGGAGCUUGGGCAAGUCACUUACCCUCUCUGAACCGCUUCCUUACCUCUAAAAAUGGAAGUAGUACUGCUGCUGCCCCCUCGGGUGACAUGUGGAGGUCGCUGGGUGCACCCUGCUCUGCCUUGGUUCACCCUGGGGUGAACCGUAACAAUAGCCCGAGCUCCUCAUCUCCCCGGGCAUCGUCCCCUCUGCCACUGGUGACGUCCUCUUCUUCUGCCCGUCAUGGGAUUCUCCUGAAGAUGAAGCCCGUGAAGAGACUGUUCAGAAAUCUGCCAUCAUCUCCGGCUUUUCAACAGUUAGAGCUGCAGGGGGCCGGUGGAAAGGCCGGGUUCCCUCCCAGAAAAGUCAACACCCACCGCUCCUACAGGCAGAACAGGACUGAGACCCAGGUCUUCUGUUCCCUGUUGUUGUGUUUGUCACUGAGACAUCUAGAGCUGGACACAGUGCUCAGCCUUGCCUUCCAGAAAUUCAUGGACUGAUGGGGAAAGAAACCAUAGACUUCCACACUAGAUGGGAUGUGACAGGCCAUAUCUGAGGUGCAAAUAUUGUCUGCAGAAAUGCAGAGGGUGCUGCUUAGAGACCCAGGUGCUCCGUGAACUUUGAUAUUAGAGGGAACUCCUGGGAAUUAUGCUAAAAUACAGAUUUUGAUUCAGUGCA
Molecule: messenger RNA, 2958 nt
Organism: Marmota monax (woodchuck)
Lineage: Eukaryota; Metazoa; Chordata; Mammalia; Rodentia; Sciuridae
Gene: Tcea3
Product: transcription elongation factor A3
Exons: 11
Coding region: 137-1186 (349 amino acids)
Biological process (GO): transcription elongation by RNA polymerase II; DNA-templated transcription
Cellular component (GO): nucleus
Molecular function (GO): nucleic acid binding; zinc ion binding
Source: RefSeq, a predicted model, not a curated record